Messenger RNA from Melospiza georgiana, 730 nucleotides. It is a transcript of the gene TMA16, whose product is annotated as translation machinery associated 16 homolog. The record is from RefSeq and is a predicted model, not a curated record. The transcript has 7 exons. Bases 57 to 659 code for a protein of 200 amino acids. Gene Ontology annotation, cellular component: nucleus. Lineage: Eukaryota; Metazoa; Chordata; Aves; Passeriformes; Passerellidae.
CCCGCCCGGAGCGCUGAGGCUGCUGCACCGCGGCGCCGGAAGAAGGCUCGCUCGCCAUGCCAAAGUUAAGAAAACCUCAAGGAGGGAAGCAAGAGAAAAAAGUUAUCCAUCCCUACAGCAGAAAAGCUGCACAGCUUGCAAGGGAAGUACACAAGCAGGAAAAGAAAGAAAAGUUGAAGACUGACAAAGCUUUGCGUUUAAGUAUUAUUGGAGAAAAACUUCAAUGGUUUCAAAGUCACCUUGAUCCCAGUAAAAUCGAGUACACAAAGAAGGAAGCUGGUGAACUAAUUGAAAAUUAUAUGUGUCGAUUCAAUGCUGAAUUGGAGCAGAUUGAAUUACAAAACAGUAUUAAAGGCAGACAAGGAAGACAGCAUGGGUCACGGGAAACUGUCAUCAAGCAGACAAUAGAACGUGAAAGACAACUCUAUGAGGGCUAUGGAAUGGAAAUCCCAGACAUUAUGAACAGAAAGCAUCUUAAAUUUUUCAGAGAAUGGGAUGGUGAUCUGAGGAAACUGCCAAACAUCAAAAUGAAAAAGCUCUCUGCUAGGGAUGCUGCCUGCAGUCUCCCUGAGGUGACAGAUGCAGAAGCAAAAGAAGACUUGAAUGAAGAAGAAGAGGUGGGCCCUGAUGAGCACCAGCUGAUCCAAGAGCAGAAAUAGUGAAGGGAAUUGGAAGAAAUCUAUUUUAAUUUUCACUGGAAACAAAAAUAAAAUUUAACUAUAUUUCUAAA